Carya illinoinensis is the source of this 1264-nucleotide messenger RNA. Its product is annotated as cold-regulated protein 27-like. The coding region runs from base 110 to 856 and encodes 248 amino acids. The record is from RefSeq and is a predicted model, not a curated record. The transcript has 5 exons. Lineage: Eukaryota; Viridiplantae; Streptophyta; Magnoliopsida; Fagales; Juglandaceae. Gene Ontology annotation, biological process: response to cold; regulation of circadian rhythm.
ACAACACACACGCCGCCUCCUCCUCCUCCUCCUCCAUAUUCAUUCCUUGCCCUUGUUUCUUCUUCUUCUUCUUCUCGCUCAAUUAAUUUGGAGUUUUUUCAUUGUAAAGAUGGAUUUCGGAGCAAGAGCAGGACCGACUUCUUCUACUGUAUCUAACGACGGGUCCUUUGAGACCAAGGAGCCUUCCAGCUUGUGUACUGAAUGGACAGAUGAGAAGCAUAGUUUAUACCUCAAGUCCAUGGAAGCAUCAUUUGUGAACCAGUUAUAUGAUUCCACGGAUUUGCUUGGUUUUUGCCGCUUCUCAGAUCCAGCAUAUUCCAGGAAAAAGCAUCUUAACACCCGCAUCACUUCUGGCCAGUUUAAGGUUCUUCGAGGAGGUUGCUGGCAGAAGAUUAAUUUUGCAAGAGCUUAUGAUCUUCAGCUCAAGAAAGCAAAAGGGUCUCGUGUUCUUUUGACUAAUCCUUGGAUACGGCACUUUAGAACUGGAUGCACGCCCCAAGUUGUAGCACCUGCAGAUGUACAAAACAAUACUGCAUCCACGAGUGAAGCGUUGGGCUUAGUUGGGAAUCAUGCUAUGUUUUGUGGAUCAGCUACUUGUAACUCGGAGCACAUUCAUGGUUGUCAGUUUCAUCUGUGCCAUCGUGAUUUGGUUGGUAGCGGCACAGAGGUGUCAGAUCAGAACUUUGUUGACGAAGAAGUUGAAGGAGAAAAGGAAAACGGUAUAUGCAAUGGAAAAAGGAUGAAAUCUUGUUCAACUGAUGCUCCUGGCAAUGAUCAGGUUGUUCCACAUAAUAACUCUUCCACAACAGAAGAUGUUACAACGAAUUGUAUUUCUGCGGCUAGGUGUAACUCGUGAUUGGAUGACACAGAACACGACUGACUCGUGUGACUACCGUCUAACCACGAGGUUAUUGACCGAACUAUACAUAUCAAUAAUGAGGAGUUCUAACAGAAGUUUUAAAUGCUGUGUCUGAGAUGGAAGAGUUCUAACAGAAGUUUUAUUGCUGGUGGCUUCAGUGCUACUCCAUGUAAGAAGUAUAAAUAGAGUGAUAGUGUGUGCUGUCACUGCGGUCUACCAAUCUUGUAUAUGUGUACAUAUAUAUAUGUGCAUAUAUAUAUAUAUAUAUUUAUAUAUUCUCCCUCAUCGUCAGUACUACUGAUAUUCUGCUACUAUACCACGACUUUGGCUGUGUUGGGAAUUGGAGACAUGUUAAACGACAUGUAGACAUUACUUAUUAUAUUUAAGGAGACAUUUUUCAUGUUU